AUGCGAUCGGAGCCUCGGGCUUCCCCAAGACACUUCGAUCUAAAGUCUCCUCUCUAUCCCCUGGAUUCAACCCAGGACGCCAAAGUCGGUUACUUCCCACAGGAGUCGCGAGCGACAUCUUUCGCUUCGCAUGGUUCCGGUGGAAGCAGCAGCGGAUGGAUCCCACGUGCUUUGUUCACGAUAAAUCCUGUAUCGGCUUAUCACCCAGAAUCUAUGAAUCCAGGACUUCCGCGUAGGGGGGCGUCAUCGCCAGCCCCACUAUCGCCAAUGCCCUCCUCGUCACCACCCGAGUAUAGCCAGACUUGGAUCAACACCGCGACCCCGGCCAGUCAGGUCAUCGUACCAGCUCCGGUAAAACAGAGUCCACAUCAGCCUCCUAUCGAUGUCACUCCCAAGCGCCACCUCACAGACAAGGGCAAGGGCUCCGAGAUCCUGCACAUUGAUACCUCGCCCACUUCGUGCUACGUAGCGACCAAGCACAGCAAUAAUGUCAAAAUCUGGUCUAUCCCCAAGAACGCACUCCAUGGAACCAUCAAGAUCACAUCCUAUGUUCAGCCGCGCGUGCAGUCCCGCGAGUACUUCAUCCGCAGCCACGCGAUCCUCUCCAAGAACGCCACGCUGAUUGGAACUACCUCCCACUUCGGACUUGCACUCGAGAUCUACAACUUUGCCAAGGGCAGCAAUGGCGUCAAAAAGGUCCAGGUUAUCGAGGAAGUGCACCGGUGGGCAGCCAGCCCACGCGAUGCGUUCCACAACGACUAUGCAGGUCUGGCCGUCUACCGUCCCAAAAUUGAGCGUAUCGACCGAUACUUCCUCGCCCGGCAUCUUGGAGCCAAAACUCCCUUCCGCGAGGACCCCAAUCACUCUAUCGAGCUAUUGAAAGCCGACCUGCCGUUCCUACCCAAGUUCCCCGAACUUGCCUACAGCUCCGACUCGCCCAUCCUCGUGGCAACAGCGGCCCCAACACCAGGCGACCCUCCGCGCCUCAACUCAACAAUUCUCAUCGCUUGGCACGUAGCGCCGGUCACCAAACUUCACUCGCAGACCCCCAAACAGUCCAACACGUCCCUUCCGGACAAACAACGCCACGAACCCUACCGCGUACGCGUACGCGACUAUCCGGCUCUCCAAACCGCCCUUCCAGCCUGUCUCGCCGCACACGGCAGCACCGCCGUCUCGCUCCAGGCGACCUCCCCGAACCUCACCCCGUCCGCCCCGGACCGUCUCGUCCUCGUCUGGGACCUGCUGACCAACACCACACAGAUCUUCUCUAUCCCACCAAACGCGCAAACAUGCAUCUCGCCAGACUGCCGCCGCCUCGCCUACUGCAACGCGGCGUCCAACACCUUCGUCAUCGUCGACGUCGCGUCCGCGACCGAGGUCUGGCGGUGGCCCGACGCGGCCCGGAGAACCGGGUUUGCGCCGUUUGGGCAGUUUGAGAAUCUGAAGGGGGUGACAGUGUUUGAUCUCAAGCGAUGGGAGGAUGCUGGUGGUCGGGGCUCGAGCGGUGGAGUCGGCGUGUAUCAGGUUGGGGAGGGCGGGAUGAGGUAUGAACUUAGGAUGGGGGAUGAGGUGGUUGGGUUGAUGUUGUGGAUGCUGCGAUCGGGAGGGUGA
Messenger RNA from Parathielavia appendiculata, 1614 nucleotides. RefSeq lists its product as uncharacterized. The transcript is spliced from 2 exons. Lineage: Eukaryota; Fungi; Ascomycota; Sordariomycetes; Sordariales; Chaetomiaceae. The coding region runs from base 1 to 1614 and encodes 537 amino acids. The record is from RefSeq and is a predicted model, not a curated record.